UGUAGAGGCGCACCAGCGAGUCAACCUACAGCUUCUCGUGUAUAAGGGGGAAUCGUGGCGGGCUAAGGAGUAUUUCUUGAGCCAUGGAAUACCUCGACUUCGGAACCCCCCAGGACCGUAUAUACAUGCACCCGAGACCGACUCCUCGGCCGGACAAUGGUUCCUCUGAAGCCACCCCGAGCAGUCAGCCUACCGUCGCGAGAGCAACAUCCGGACACGGCAUUUCUCCCGGGGCCAGCGUAAGCAAGCCUGAGCUAGCCGAACAGCCACAGCCUGGACUUAACUCAUCCCAAGCGGGAGUCGGUGAAACACGCGCAAGCACUAACACGACCUUCUCCGCGGACUCACGACAAAACGCUGGCAUAGCUGCAAGCACCAAUACUGUCCAGCAGCCAGUCUUCCCCGUCCAAUUAGCGCACGAACAGCACCUGGAAGCAGAGGCGCUUGAUGAUAAUGACUCUACACUCGGAAGCGAGACCGAGUCUUUUACUACAACUUUGUCGGAAUCGGUAUACAACUUCCGUCAAGAGCAUGGCCGAACUUACCACGCAUACAAAGAUGGCAAGUACAUCUUCCCGAACGACGAGCGAGAAGCGGAGCGGCUUGACCUACAACAUAACAUUUUCCGGUUGACCUUCGGCAAUCGCCUCUACUUUGCACCUUUAUACGAGCCUAGACAUGCCAUUGAUGUAGGAACCGGCACUGGGAAAUGGGCCGUCGAAUUUGCAGACCGUCAUCCGGAUUGUCAAGUUGUUGGCGUGGAUCUUAGCCCGAACCAACCACUAAUGAUACCACCAAAUCUUAGUUUCAUGAUCGACGACGCAGAAGACGACUGGCUGUAUCAUCACCGCUUUGACUACGUGCAUCUGCGUCUGAUGGCGGGUUGCUUCGCAGACUGGCCGAACCUCUUCCGGCAAGCCUACGAAAACCUCGAACCCGGCGGCUGGAUUGAGCUACAAGACUAUGGUCUGCCGGUACGGAGCACCGAUAACACGCAUAUUGGUACCGCCUUGCAAAGCUGGGGUGAGGUGCUCUGUGAAGCAGCUCGUCGAUCAGGUCGACCCAUGGGCUCUGACGUGUCCGAACGGUACGUUGGCUGGAUGCACGAUGCCGGCUUCGUCGACAUCAAGCAAACGACUUUCAUGUGGCCGACCAAUGGCUGGCCCAAAGAUCCAUUUUUGAAGCAUUUGGGUCGGUUGAAUCAAGUCAACAUACUUGAAGGUUUGGAAGGCUUCUCUCUCGCACUGCUUACGAGAGGCAUGGGAUGGAGGAAGGAACAGGUAGAUGCAUUCGUAGCGGCGGUGGGGAAAGACCUGAGCGACCGGAGACUACAUGCUUACUUCCCCAUGCCGGUAACCAUUGGGAGGAAACCGUUCAGCCAUGAGCAGCCGCUGGGAUAAACGAGAACUAGACGGGAGUGUUGGAUUCGGCCCGGCGCCGGAAGCUGAUUUUAUUUUCUAUCAGUCGUUCUGCCCCAGAUAUAGGGCAGCGAAAGAAGCCAAUGUCGCUUGCAGAUAUGCUAGAACCAGGAGAUAUUCGCUACUGUAGGCCAUAGCAGCUUCUCUUUGGCUUGGCUACACGCAGUUGCGCGUUGCAGCGGCGUCACGAGCUCCUCUUCGUUCACGCUUACUGCUUGUGACUACCCGAUUAGUCCCAGGCGAAACCCGCAGCUUGCCGAGGCGUUCGGAAGGUGCCGCGAACUCUGAUAAGCACGAG
Molecule: messenger RNA, 1716 nt
Organism: Baudoinia panamericana UAMH 10762
Lineage: Eukaryota; Fungi; Ascomycota; Dothideomycetes; Mycosphaerellales; Teratosphaeriaceae
Exons: 7
Coding region: 84-1400 (438 amino acids)
Molecular function (GO): methyltransferase activity
Source: RefSeq, a predicted model, not a curated record